AUGGAGAGAAAUUCCACUGUAUGGAAGAACCUAAUAGAUGAACACCCCAUCUGCACAGGCUGGAAGCAAGAGGCCGAGGGAGCCAUCUAUCAUCUCGCCAGUAUUUUAUUUGUAGUAGGUUUUAUGGGCGGCAGUGGCUUCUUCGGACUCCUUUAUGUCUUCAGUUUGCUGGGGCUGGGUUUCUUCUGCACUGCCGUCUGGGCUUGGGUAGAUAUCUGUGCCGCCGAUAUCUUCUCCUGGCAUUUUGUGCUCUUCAUCAUCUGCUUCAUGCAGUUUGUCCACAUUGCGUAUCAAGUGCGCAGCAUAACCUUCGCCCAAGAAUUCCAGCUGAUGUACAGCUCCAUCUUCCAGCCUCUGGGGACCCCUGUGCCCGUCUUCAGAACGAUUGCUCUGAGCUCCGAAGUGGUCACUUUGGAGAAGGAGCACUGCUAUGCCAUGCAGGGGAAAACCUCCAUUGACAGGCUCUCUCUGCUGGUUUCAGGAAGGAUCAGAGUGACAGUUGAUGGAGAAUUUCUGCAUUACAUUUUCCCCUUCCAGUUCCUGGAUUCUCCUGAAUGGGACUCACUGAGACCCACCGAGGAAGGCACUUUUCAGGUAACCCUCACAGCAGAAACCGAUUGUCGGUAUGUGUCAUGGAGGAGAAAGAAAUUAUAUUUGCUCUUCGCUCAAUAUCGUUACAUCUCCCGCCUGUUUUCAGUUUUAAUUGGCAGUGACAUUGCAGAUAAACUCUAUGCCUUGAAUGACAGGGUAUACAUAGGAGGAAGAUACCACUACGAUAUACGGUUACCCAACUUCUAUCAACUUGCAGGUUCUGAAAAGCCCAGAUCACCCCUGCUAGGACAUUUUCGAAAUAUCAGACAACACUGUGAUAAAUGA
Molecule: messenger RNA, 876 nt
Organism: Pipistrellus nathusii (Nathusius's pipistrelle)
Lineage: Eukaryota; Metazoa; Chordata; Mammalia; Chiroptera; Vespertilionidae
Source: the annotation of a GenBank genome assembly